UCGUGUGCAGAUAGAAAGGAACAUUGAAAUAACCCACAGCGCCGAGAUAAAUUCUUGUGGGCUUUUGUUUUUGAUGUUGUUGUUGCUCUCCUGUGAUCAUUUCCGAGCCAUGUUACUGGACGGGUGAAUGUGUGGUCUGCAAUUUCCGCCGAUGCUUUGGGACUUGAGGGUUAUUCCGCACCGUGCCACACAUUUGCCAUUUUAACUCACGGACUAGUUGCAAAACCAAACAACCGAGGAAUGUGGAAAUAUCAGAGAAAGCGAUACUUUGGUAUUCUGUCAGCGCCGGUAGUGUUGGUGGCCGUAGUCUGCUGUGCCCAGAGCGUCAAUGAGCCCGGGAACAUGUCGUUUGUGAAGGAGACAGUGGAUAACCUGCUGAGGGGCUAUGACAUUCGCCUAAGACCGGAUUUUGGAGGUCCACCAGUCAGUGUCGGGAUGAACAUAGAUGUCGCUAGCAUUGACCAGGUGUCUGAAGUUAACAUGGAUUACACGAUAACGAUGUAUUUCCAACAAUACUGGAGGGACAAGAGGCUUGCUUAUUCAGGGAUACCUCUCAAUCUGACGCUAGACAACCGAGUGGCAGAUCAGCUCUGGGUGCCUGACACCUACUUCCUGAACGACAAGAAAUCAUUUGUGCAUGGUGUCACGGUGAAGAACAGAAUGAUCCGCCUUCAUCCAGAUGGAACAGUGCUUUACGGACUGAGAAUCACAACAACAGCUGCAUGUAUGAUGGAUCUGCGGAGAUACCCACUGGAUGAACAAAACUGCACGCUGGAAAUAGAAAGCUAUGGUUACACAACAGACGACAUCCAGUUUUACUGGAGAGGUGGGAACGACGCUGUGACUGGAGUACAUAAGAUUGAAUUACCACAGUUUUCUAUUGUGGAGUACAGGCUGGUGUCCCGCAAUGUUGUGUUCGCUACAGGUGCAUACCCGAGGCUGUCACUGAGCUUCAGGUUAAAGAGAAACAUUGGCUAUUUCAUUCUUCAAACAUACAUGCCAUCCAUACUGAUUACAAUUCUUUCCUGGGUGUCAUUUUGGAUCAAUUAUGAUGCUUCAGCUGCAAGGGUUGCUUUGGGAAUCACCACUGUGCUGACCAUGACAACCAUCAACACCCAUCUGAGAGAGACCCUUCCAAAGAUCCCCUAUGUCAAAGCCAUCGACUUGUACUUGAUGGGCUGCUUUGUGUUUGUCUUCUUGGCCUUACUCGAAUAUGCUUUUGUCAACUACAUCUUCUUUGGGAGAGGUCCACAGAUGCAGAAGAAAUUGGCAGAGAAAGCAACUAAAGGCAACAAUGGUCGACACAAGUACGAAGGCAACAGGGUGGAUGCCCAUGGAAACAUCCUGCUUUCAGCCCUGGAGAUUCACAAUGAGGUUACAGCAACAGAGGUUACCACAAGUGUGACCGAAUCUAGGAAUUCAGUGAUGUCCUUUGACAACUCAGGAAUUCAGUACAGGAAACAAAGCACAGCUCGAGAAGGGCUAGGCCGCAGCACAUUGGACAGAAAUGCUGCCCAGGCCAAGAAGAACCGUUUGCGAAGAAGGUCCUCCCAGCUAAAAAUUAAAAUCCCCAAUCUGACUGACGUUAACGCCAUAGACAGGUGGUCAAGGAUAGUGUUUCCGGUCAUUUUUUCUCUGUUCAACUUGAUCUACUGGCUGUACUACGUAAACUGAUACUAAGGUACCAUGUGCAAAGUACUGCGGACUCCCUUUUAUUGUACAGGGUGAAACAACUGCCCAGUCAUUAUAGGAAUGCAGAAUGCAGCCCCGCAGCUAUGGGAAUCUUUUUGCUGUAGAACAAAAGCUGUGAUAAAAUGUGAGGGAAAAUUUAAUUUAAAAAAAAUCUCAGAGAAAAUGAUAAAUGAAGAUACCCUCAAAGAGAGAGAGAAUGACAUUUAAUAAGCCUUGAAAAAGCUUGUCAUACUUUGCAUGAGACCAUGUCAUAUAAACAAUGAGUUAUCUGCCAUAUACACUAGGAAUUGUAAAAAUUUAGUAAUUGUUUGGACCUUGCAAGAGUUGCUUUUUCUUGAAGCUUUUUUUUUAGCUAUUUCUAAAUACAAUGAUCACGGCUGGUUAAUAUACGGUAUUUAGUUAAUUCUCACAGUGUUCUGCAGCAUUAUAGUUCAGUGUGGAACCUUGCAGUAUUGUUACCAGUACAUAGCACAGGAUGAAUGCAGAAUUAAUUUGGCAGUGAAUGAUGUUGAGUGAUUUAAUCAUCUUACACUCUGUAUAAUAAUCAUUGAUAAUUUAUUCAUGGGCAGAACUUGGGGAUUGGUUGCUCUUCAUGGUUAGACAUUGUGUAAAUAUUCUAGUUUUAGUACUUACUUUUCAUUUAAUCCCAUUUUCCAAACAGAUAUGGUAAAUGCUGUAGUUUGCUCAGUGGUAACUUCAUGAAC
Messenger RNA from Rhincodon typus (whale shark), 2396 nucleotides. It is a transcript of the gene gabrb3, whose product is annotated as gamma-aminobutyric acid type A receptor subunit beta3. The record is from RefSeq and is a predicted model, not a curated record. Gene Ontology annotation, biological process: monoatomic ion transmembrane transport; nervous system process; chemical synaptic transmission. Bases 241 to 1674 code for a protein of 477 amino acids. Gene Ontology annotation, molecular function: GABA-A receptor activity; extracellular ligand-gated monoatomic ion channel activity; neurotransmitter receptor activity. The transcript has 9 exons. Lineage: Eukaryota; Metazoa; Chordata; Chondrichthyes; Orectolobiformes; Rhincodontidae. Gene Ontology annotation, cellular component: GABA-A receptor complex; synapse; neuron projection.